Brassica oleracea var. oleracea is the source of this 2043-nucleotide messenger RNA. RefSeq lists its product as uncharacterized. The transcript is spliced from 4 exons. The record is from RefSeq and is a predicted model, not a curated record. Bases 1 to 2043 code for a protein of 680 amino acids. Lineage: Eukaryota; Viridiplantae; Streptophyta; Magnoliopsida; Brassicales; Brassicaceae.
AUGAACCGAAUCAUAAAUGAACAGGGGACUGCAAUAUCUGUUAAAACAAAUUCAAUCUCAACUAAAAAAGCAAAGUUGCCUCUGCAAGACCACUUAAACCCUGGCAGGACCUAUUCCAAUAGGUCCGCCAUUAAACUACCCAAAGAUGAUACCAAGAAAUCCGGGGUUAGCCUCGAAUACUUGUUCUUGGUACGUCAGAAUCCUUUUCGUGGAAACGUCUCAGAACACCCACACGAUCACAUCGAAUAUCUAAAAGAUAUGAUGGAUGACAAGAAAUGGUUGGACCAACUACCAGCAGGGUCUUUGACAUGCUGGAAGGAAAUAAGGAAUACCUUCAUUAAUCACUUCUUCAAUGAGACGCGUUACUGGGAUGUAAGGAAGAAAAUCUCCACAUUCCGCCAAGAUCCACGAGAAUCAUUCAAGAACGCUUGGGAGAGAUUCAAGAGUUACCAGCUUGAAUGCCCCCACCAUGGUUAUUCAGAACCACAGCUCAUUAAUACCUUUUACGGAGGUAUUAACUUGCAUUACCAAAUCACCCUUGACACAGCCAGUGAAGGGAGCUUCAGUACUAGGAACUCUGAAGAGGCGAAGCGUUUGAUCAAGAAUGUUGCUACAGAACAACAGGUGGACUUCGUAGAUGUACCCACCUUGAAAGAUAGGUAUCAUAUCCCUAACACCGAUAGUUUUACCCAAAUUUACGAUGCUACUGUUGGAUCAAGUCGAGGCAAAGUGAAAUUUAGGUUAAACCAAGCUUUCACGGGAAAUCGCAAAAUGGCCACUGACCUGAACGGAAAGAUAAACAUAGUCUACGGUGAGCUAAUGAGGAACUUCGACGCUUUAAAUGAACACAUUAAGAGACUGGACGGUCAAGUAGCGGAAAACGUGACCGCCAUCAAAAGAGAGACGGGACGUCUCCUUGGGCGAACUGACUCGAAUCCGAAACGUCAAUCCCAACCCAGAAUCAGAAACUUCUCAAGAGAAGGACAGUCCAACACUAAGGAAGCGGCUAUCGACCUCGAGGAAGAAGAAGAGGAGUUGGAAGAAGAUGUAGAAAUCGAUAGACAAGAAGGAAACAACGUCGAUCGACCAACUACAGUAAAUAUCGAUCGACAAACUGGAAAUAAUGUCGAUCGAGACUCGGCUCCUGCUGAAACAGCCGUAGAUAGAGUGUAUAGGACUUUACCACCCUUUCCUCCAAACAAGACGCAGACUAAGCGAGAAUUAGAUAAGGCGAUCUGCAAGAAAGCAUUCGAUAAAAUCACGUUGGAUAUGCCAUUGAGUGAUGCCAUAAAAGUAUCACCUUCAAUAAAGAAAUAUGUAAAAGACAUGGUAUCCAACAGCUUCCCAGCCGCUGAGCACAGCGUCACGAUAGUUUCAAAGGAAGUGAGUGAAAUAAUCCAAGGCGAAACUCCGAUCAAUGGACCCGAUCCGGGCAGCUUUGUUUUGGACUGCAACAUACGGAAUAAAAGUUUUCCUCGAUCCCUUUGUGAACUAGGUUCCAGCGUGAACCUCAUGCCGCACUGUGUCGUGAUAUCCCUGGGAUACGACAAGUUCAAACCUACCAAAAUAACUUUGGUUCUUGCCGAUAGAUCCGUUAGAGUACCUGAGGGAGUACUUGACGAGUUGCCAAUAAGGAUUAACGACUGUCACGUACCAACGGAUUUCGUUGUGCUGAAAUACCAGAAUGAACCAAAGGAUCCCCUCAUUUUGGGUAGACCAUUUCUAGCUACAGCUGGUGCGAUCAUCGACAUCAAGGAGGGUCGGAUAUGUUUAAACAUUGGAAACAUUCCGAUGACCUCUGAUAUGGAAAAAAUGAUAAAACGACCCUUAAUCGAUAAACAGAUCUCCUACGUGGACGAUAUCUCUGAGCUGGCUGAAGAAUCUUUCAUAGACCUAUGCUCAGAUGAUCCUCUGGAAAAAGUGCUUACAUCUACCGAAGAGGAAACAUUUAGUGUCGACAACAGGGCUGAUGAAUACGUGCGAUUAAUGGACGCAAGUAUAGAAAUAGCAAAUGUCGAUGAAGUAGAGGAUGACACUUCGUAA